Molecule: messenger RNA, 942 nt
Organism: Exophiala spinifera
Lineage: Eukaryota; Fungi; Ascomycota; Eurotiomycetes; Chaetothyriales; Herpotrichiellaceae
Exons: 2
Coding region: 1-942 (313 amino acids)
Molecular function (GO): nucleic acid binding
Source: RefSeq, a predicted model, not a curated record
AUGGGGCUGGCAGAACCCAAGAGACGCAGCAAGAUCUCUCACGAUCCGCGAAAUUUAGCAUGGUCGCAGUCCUCUACCUCCUUCGGCCAACGGAUCAUGAACCGGCAGGGUUGGCAAGAAGGUCAAUCCCUGGGGAACCGAGAAAGUAUCCAUGUUGGGGUCAAUGACGCCGACCGGCUUGCUGCUGCUCGCGUGGGUAUCCUGUUCAAGGACAACAAUCUAGGACUGGGUGCAAAGACAAAGAGUCAAGAUGUUGAAGGUCAGAGGACCGGGCUCGAUGCCUUCCAGGGUCUUCUCGGCAGACUCAACGGAAAGAGCGACGCCGAGCUGAAGAAGCAAGAGCAGAAGAACGAGGAUAGAAAGCUCGCCAUGUACGCGCGAGGCCGGUGGGGCGGUAUGGUGUUCGUGAGAGGAGGAAUCCUCGAGGGAAGCAUCGAAGACAAGGCCACAAAAACCGACACGCAGGAAAAUUCUCACGAUGAGCCCGACCAGACACAGCCGGAACCAAUGUCAGACGCAGACGAGCGCGAAGAGAAGCGGAGGAGGAAGGAAGAAAAGAAACAGAGGAAAGAGGAGAAGAGGAAGCGGAGAGAAGAAAAGGCUUUGCGAAAGGCCGACAAGAAGGCAAAAACGAGAGAGGCAGUGAGAAGUGCAUUGCCUCUUCAUAAGUCACCCCUGACCCAACCACCGGAUGAACCUGUGUCUUCGUCGUCGUCAUCGUCCGAAAACGAAGUCGACGCAACAGCGACGAGUACGGGGGCAUCAAAACCGAGACGAUCGGGUACGGCUCGCGAAGAUCUCGCGGGUUCAAAACCUCAAGCGGCCGAAACGAGAACGAUAAAGAGUGGCAGACAUAUCCUUCGAGGACGAAAUAUCCAAGCGAAGAGGAUGGCUUUCUCGAAUAUGAAGGGAUUGGACGAGAUCUUCAUGAGAUCAACCUGA